AACCUGGUCCACCUUGGACAGCUUGAACGACCCGCCGCUCUACCCCAUUCAGACAGCCUAAAGGCCUCUGGUUUCGGCCUUUCAUUGACCACAAACACCAUUUUGACCUUCUAGAACCACAUCCCACCCACCCAACGACCUUCUCAGCUCUCUUCUCACCCCCUUCAAAAACCAACCCCUCUUCCCUUCGUUGUCCACCAACCAAUCUUCUGUGUUUUUUGUUUUCUGCUUUUGGGUUAGUGGGUUUCGUAGCUUUACAUUAAUUGGUGUGAUCUUUUCCCCUUGGUGAGUUUCGAAUCUUGGAAAUGCCCGAACAUUGAGUCUCUCUGAUUGAAAUCUGAACUCUUGGGAGUCGGGUGUUUGUGGUAGUUGAAUUUCUAAAUCUGUGUUUUAGUUGCAAUAAAUUGUGGCAUUGGGGAGCUUAAAAAUGCCAGUUUCUGCAGAAUCAAGGCCUGUUCCAAAUGGGUUUUACCAGAACAAACCACACCCAAACUCGGACAUAAUCACAAUUGAUGUGGGUGGUCAGCUCUUUCAAACCACCAAGCAAACCUUAACCCUCGCCGGCCCCAAAUCCCUAUUGUCUGGGGUUUCAAGUUACGAUCAAACUGUACCAUUCAUUGACAAAGACCCUGAAUUGUUCUCUAUCCUUCUCUCUCUCCUCAGAACUGGUCAUCUUCCUUCAAAAGCCAAAGCAUUUGAUCUACAAGACAUAAUCUUUGAAGCCCAACUAUAUGGUAUUGAGAACCUCCUUAUAAAUUCUCAUUCAAACCCAUCUCAGUUUGAAGCUUAUAACCUUGAAACAUCAUUGGUUUUGCCUUUAACUGGCCGAGAGUCUCCCUCGGCUAUCUCAACAACACCGUUUGGGUCAGUUCAUGUUGCCCAUGGUAGCAAAAUCACUUCUUUUGAUUGGUCUUUGCGAAGAAAAUCCACCAUUUUGACCCAAUUCACUGCUGUUGAUUCACUAUUAGCCAUAUCGCCGAAGAUAGUGGCUGCCGGUGCCACGGACUUUUCGGGCUUACAGAUUAUUGAUCUUGACAAGGGUUUUGUGAGAGAGACAUUGAAUUGGGAUAAUGUUACUAGGUCUAGUUCAACAGUACAGGGAAUUGGGUCGAGCUCUGAAUUUUUGUUCACUAGUUUCGAGUCGGGUCGGAGAAAUUCGAAUGCAAUUAUGGUUUAUGAUCUUCAGGGUGGUUUUCGCCCAGUUAUUGAGAUUGGUCAUUGUGAAAUUUUUGGUGCUGAUCUCGAUUCUGCGAUUCCUGCGACUAAACUGAAUUGGGUUUCAAGCCACAAUCUGUUAAUGGCUUCUGGGUCUCAUAGUGGACCAUCCGGGAUGUUGGGGAAUAUUAAAUUUUGGGAUAUAAGGUCUGGGAAUGUGGUUUGGGAACUCAAAGAAAAAGUAGAUUGCUUUUCUGAUGUCACGGUUUCAGAUAAUCUUUCAGCAAUAUUCAAGGUUGGUGUGAAUUCAGGUGAGUUGUUCUUUGCUGAUUUGAGGAAUAUUGGUUCCGAGAACUCGUGGGUUGGCCUCGGUGACAGAAGAAAGGUGAUAAAUGGGAAGAAGGAAGGUGUUGGUUGUAAGAUUGAAAGCCAUGGAAAUCAAGUGUUUUGCAGCAAGGGAGGAGAUUUGGAAUUGUGGUCAGAGGUUCUCAUUGGUGCUUCAAGCAAGAGUGAAAACAAGUUAAAAGACAGGGUGUUUAGGAAGAACUUAAUGGGGAGAGCAAAUGAUAUGGGAGGAAGUAGGAUAACCCACAUCUCUUUUGGAGGGAACAAAAUGUUCAUGACGAGGAAGGAUCAGCAAUUUGUUGAGGUUUGGCAGAGUUCAGUAAGGGAUUCUGAUCUCAAAAGCUUUAGUUAGGACUAUUAGAUGGAAGAUUGUAUGGCUUGUUAGUAUUCAGCUUUCUUGUUAAGUCUGUGUAUUACUUCCUGGUUUGGUUUAUUUGUAAAUGACUUUGUAUUUUAUCAUGCUUCCAAUUGUUUACAAAUGCUAAGUUUUAUGAGAUUAAUUAGCAUCAUGAAUUGUUGGUCUUUUAUGCUUCCCUUUCUCUUCUCACUGCUGUUGAUUUUUUCAUCUUCCAUGAAUGCAGUUCUUAAUUUUGAAGUUCAGUGAGAUCUG
This is a messenger RNA of Ilex paraguariensis (yerba mate), 2110 nucleotides long. NCBI's taxonomy places the organism in Eukaryota, Viridiplantae, Streptophyta, Magnoliopsida, Aquifoliales, Aquifoliaceae. The record is from the annotation of a GenBank genome assembly.